AUGAGGGCCCUCCAGCUUCUGCUUCUACUAUGCAUCCUGCUAUCUCCAGCAACCCUUUCACUAGCUCGUGAUCCUGUUCGUGUGAGAAGAGAGAUCAGAGAUCGUGAGGUGUAUGGUAAUGGGAGAAUCUUCGAUAUCACCCACGAGAUCAAUCCUAACAUGCCCACAUGGGACUCCAAGGAUGGUCUUGGCCAGUUCAUUUGGCUUGUUGAUAGCAUGAAGAAUGGUUCCGACCUUAAUUCUUCUCAGUUUAAGCUGUCCACACACACAGGCACGCAUAUUGAUGCACCCGGACAUGUCUACGAGGAAUACUAUGAAGCUGGAUAUAACGUCAAUUCACUUGACUUGGCUGUGCUUAAUGGCCCUGCCAUGCUGGUUGAUGUUCCGAGGGAUAGUAACAUAACUGCUUCUUGCAUCAGCUGCGGUUAUGAAGUCCUUGAAUAUUCCCAGGGGGUGCGUCGUGUGCUUUUCAGAACUUUAAAUACUGACAGGAAGCUUAUGUUCAAAAAGGAAUUUGACUCGAGCUAUGUCGCAUUCAUGGAGGACGGAGCAAAAUGGCUGGUAGAGAACACAGACAUCAAACUAAUAGGAGUUGAUUACUUAUCCUCUGCUGCAUACGUUAAUACAAUCCCACCUCAUCUUAUUUUUCUCAAAAAGAGAGAAAUCAUUCUUGUGGAAGGCCUAAAACUUGACAACAUUACAGCAGGACAUUAUAAUGUCCAUUGUCUACCUCUGAGGAUGAUUGACGCUGAUGGAUCGCCAGCAAGAUGCAUUCUUAUCAAAUGA
Molecule: messenger RNA, 786 nt
Organism: Dovyalis caffra
Lineage: Eukaryota; Viridiplantae; Streptophyta; Magnoliopsida; Malpighiales; Salicaceae
Source: the annotation of a GenBank genome assembly